AUGAGUCUGAAAAACCACGCCUUGUUUAUGGGAACAAGUCUUCAUGGCUCUUUGGAAAGUGGCACCAGCAAGAGGAACCCUUUUCGUUUGGACAGAAGGAAGUUGCCGCAGAAGGGUCUUUGCAGUAGCAGGUGCUGCGUGUCCCCAAAAAGGUGUCGGUUGGUAAGGCAAGCGUUACGGUUUCCAGCUUUUUCCGGGCAAAACGUGGGGUUAUUGGGAAAGGAUCUGAUUUUGAGAAGUGGGUCGAGGUUAGAAUGUGCCAGGGAACCUUAUUUUAGGAGUGAGGCUUUGGUUAGUUAUUUGACACCUUUUUGGAAAGAGGGUCUCCUUUUGAUAAGGGCUUCUGUUUGCACUGCUGUUAUAUCUGGGGUGUGUAUGCUGGUAUGGUAUGGCCAGAAUAAAGCAAAGAGUUUCAUUGAGGCCAAUUUGUUGCCUUCUGUUUGUUCAGCAAUCAGUGAGCACAUUCAGCGUGACCUUGUGUUUGGCAAGGUUCGGCGGAUUUCGCCGUUGAGCAUUACCUUGGAGUCUUGCUCAUUUGGGCCUCACAAGGAGGAGUUUUCUUGUGGUGAGGCUCCCACGGUGAAGCUUCGCAUCCAUCCAUUUGUGAGUUUGAGGAGGGGAAUGUUGGUGAUUGAUGCGGUUUUGUCGCAUCCAAGUCUAUUGGUAGUGCAGAGGAGGGACUUUACUUGGUUGGGAAUACCCUUCACUGAAGGUGGCAGGGAGAGAAGUUUCUCCGCUGAAGAAGGGAUCGAUUAUCGUACAAGAACAAGGAGGCUUGCACGAGAGGAAGCCUUUUCUCGGUGGGAAAGAGAAAGGGAUGAUGCAGCUAGGGAAGCUGCUGAGGUGGGGUACUUUGUUUCUGAGCGGAGUUGUGGUCUGUCUCAAGGUGAUGAUGAUUUAAAGGAGAUGGAAACUCGUUCAAUGGAGUUAACUGCAUCUGCUCCCUUUUUCUGCAUGAAUGAUGGGAAGCACGAUCAUAGGUUGAUGGACAAAGGUGUUAAUUAUGAUACAAAACACGCAGUUUUGGAAAAAUCAUUUGGUGUGAGGUUUCCUGCAUCAGGAUUUCGAUUUUGGUCCAGAGUAAUAUCCGGGCCUAGGAAGCACAAGUUUAAGAGGAAGGCUAAUGGGAGUAACAUCUUUGCAUCUGGUGCUGCUAUCAAAAAGAGAAUGUUUGAGCGUAGUGCAUCAGCUGCUCAUGCAUACUUUUGUGAUCAAUCACAAUGGAAGUUCGGGGAGUCUUUGUCACCUUCUGAAUGUUAUCAUUUUAUGAGUCAUGAUAUGCAUUUAGUGAAAAGUGAGGUUGACAGAAAUACAAGAUCUGUUGUUGGUGAUGAAAAUAGAAAUGAUGAUAACCAAAGUGGAACACAAUUCAAAGAUCUGGGAUUGCCCCCGUCAGUGAGUGAAAAUGUUGAUAGUCAAUCGGAGUACUUAAAAUUUGUUUGUGAUCCAACUUUACAGACAAGAGAGGGUGAAUUUGAAAAUUUGCAAUCUAGCGAUGAUGUUACAGAACCUACUAAUUCAAAUAGUAUAACAGAGAAAAUUGAGGAGUUUGUACCAUAUGUUGCUGACAAUCAUAUUAAUGAUAAUGGUAAUUCAUUAGGGGGCCAACUUGGUUUGACAUCUGAAAAUUUGGGUUUUGUGAAGUCCAAGUCUCAUUUGGAACCCUAUUUUCAAAAUCAAUUUGAGCUCUUGCUUGUGAAAUUUGGCAUAACAUCAAUUUUAAGAAAUAUUGAAGAGUUAACAUCUCGGUUUCUUUCUGGUCCCAUUGAAAAAUUGAAGUCUGAUGUGGGUCUGAGAGUUGAAGAUAUUGUUUCGGAACAUGUUGAUGGGAAAGAUUCUGUGCAGUCUGAAGGCGUUACUAAGAUUCUGCCUAUUACAUUGGAUUCAGUCCAUUUCAAAGGUGCAACCCUGAUGCUGCUUGCAUAUGGUGACAAGGAAGUUAGGUGA
Sphenostylis stenocarpa is the source of this 1947-nucleotide messenger RNA. Lineage: Eukaryota; Viridiplantae; Streptophyta; Magnoliopsida; Fabales; Fabaceae. The record is from the annotation of a GenBank genome assembly.